AUGCCCAUCUUAACGAAGAUGACUUUUACCCCACCGUCCUCUCCAAAGGCGGUCAGCUCAUGUGCCUCUUCUGAAACGAUCAGAACACAUCAGCAGUCUGGUACGAAAUUAAGCAAACCAGAAGAUCACACCAAACCUCACCAGGAAAGAAGAAAGUAUCGCCAUAGGCCUGAGCCUCUCUUCAUACCACCUCCUUCCUUCAAUGUGAAUGCGUCUCACUCAGGAGCAACAUUGUACCAAAGCCAGCUCCGCUCUCCACGGAUCAUUGGAGAGACACUGCUGGGAACCCAGGAGCUGCCCACCUACACACCGCCUCCAAUGCUUAGCCCUGUGCGCCAGGGCUCAGGACUGUUCAGUAGUGUCAUCACAGCGGCGCAUAAUGCCCACCUCCCUCUCACACCUCUGACGCCCACUCCAAGAGUGCUGCUUUGUCGCUUCAAUAUCAUUGAUGGGACUGGUGCGACUGUGACACCUGGGCCUGGAGAACACACUGUUGAUGUUGAACCGAGGAUCAAUAUUGGAUCAAGAUUCCAGGCAGCGAUCCCAGAUCUCCAGUGUCCGUCACCAAUGAAGAAGGAGACGCACAAAGCCACUCUAGUGUGGAAGCCUUUGCCAGAUCAAGAAAAGGAGGAGUCACAGCAAAAAGUGGAGGUGUUUCCUGAGCAUGUCCUGCUCCAGUGUACUGCCCGGUGGAGGAACCAAUCUGGAGUAUGCUCUGCAUUCCCUCUUUGAAGCCAAUGGGGACAUCAUGAGCGCUCUGGAGAUGCUGCUAUUGAAAGAAAUGCCAAGACUAAAAAGCCACCCACUAGCAGACUACCACUAUGCAGGUUCAGACUACUGGAACAACAACGAGAAGAAGAGUUUUAACAAAGCUUUAAUUACCUGCAAUAAAGAUUUCUUCCAUGUUCAAAAGAUGAUAAAGACAAAAACGGUGUCACAGUGUGUGGAAUAUUACUAUACAUGGAAGAAAAUACUGCACAUGGGCCGUCGCCAUAGGACGCGCAUUGUUGAACUUAAUGAAGAUGACACCACAAGCGUGGAUGAUGUGGAUGAUGAAGAAGAACAUGAAGGCAGAAAAUUUGAAGAGGACUCUGAGCAAGUGCAGAAAUCCGCAGAUCCCGUCCACCCAGCAGAGGUGGACAGUGCAGUGGCUGAAAACCUUGGCCCUCCCGCUGGAUCAUUUGUGUGUGAAAUGGGAAACUGUGGAGCUACCUUCUGCUCCAGGCAA
Molecule: messenger RNA, 1228 nt
Organism: Staurois parvus
Lineage: Eukaryota; Metazoa; Chordata; Amphibia; Anura; Ranidae
Source: the annotation of a GenBank genome assembly